AGUGAGUCGAGUCCAUUUUCGAAAUAGACAACAUGGAUAGAGAUAAAUGCACAGGGAUUCUCGCUCUAAAUUUUCAACCUCUACCAGUUUCUUUAUAGAUUUACACCUGAUUUCUCUCCGAUUUCUUUGCCCAAUUCUAGGGUUCUUUUUUACCUUUUCAACAACACCCUCUGCCGGUAAAUCUUACUGGCAAAUUGCAUCAACUCCAUACAGGGACACUCAGUCUGAUGAAGUUUUAAGUGAAGAAGAAGAUGAUGUCAGCAAAGAAACACAUAACAAUGUGUCAUAUUUUCCUUCAGAUACAUGUGCACAAGAGCACCAAAAUUUUCAGCAUGACAUACUUCCAAGAAAUGAAGAAACCCUUUCACAGCCACCACAGCUUGAACUUGUCAACCAAUCAGUUGCUCCUUAUUAUGAUCCGUAUUAUGGUGGGAUGAUGGCUGCGUAUGGUCAACAUUUUGUUCAUCCUCAGUUUGUUGAUGUGCAACAAGUGAGGAUGCCAUUGCCACUUGAAAUGGCACAAGAGCCUGUUUAUGUGAAUGCUAAACAAUAUCAUGCAAUUUUGAGGCGAAGACAAUCACGUGCUAAAGCUGAGCUUGAAAAGAAACUUAUAAAAGAUAGAAAGCCUUAUCUUCAUGAAUCCCGGCAUCAACACGCAAUGAGAAGAGUGAGAAGUUCCGGUGGUCGAUUUGCAAAGAAAACCGAAACUGAUGCUUUAAAAAAUACAAGUGAUGAUGUGGCAACUGCCACAUCAUCAGGUAUGAAGCGCGUGCACUCAGAGCCAGCUGUAAGUUUCGGGACCCACACCAACCAAGAAACGAGGGGGGGCGGAAUGGUAAAUUCAUGCAAUGGUGGGGCCCACCUCAGGUAUGAAAACCAAGAUGGGUUUCAGGAGGGAGGUUCUUUAGGGCAGCAAUGGUCAACAAUACCAUCUAAUCAAAAUUCACAGAGGGCAGUUGCCAUGAAAUGAAAUGAUAUAUCGUAUGAUUUGGCUGGCAAAUCAUUCUUGGCUGUUUUUAUGUGGAGAAAGGGUAAAAAGGUAAAUGGACUUUUUAGUGGGCUCUUACUUAUUUUCGGAUUCUUUUUUAGUGGUAUGUACAAAAUAUAAUGUUGUUGAUGAGCUCUUGAUUUACAUCUUAUAUGAUGUGAUGCUUUUGUUUAGUUUAGAGGUUGUUGUAAGAAUAACUGUUUGCUUUUGCUUUUGCAUUCAGAUAAUUAGUUAAAUAGCUUUUAGGAGGCCAGAAACGGGACC
Messenger RNA from Lactuca virosa, 1252 nucleotides. Lineage: Eukaryota; Viridiplantae; Streptophyta; Magnoliopsida; Asterales; Asteraceae. The record is from the annotation of a GenBank genome assembly.